Molecule: messenger RNA, 2764 nt
Organism: Engraulis encrasicolus (European anchovy)
Lineage: Eukaryota; Metazoa; Chordata; Actinopteri; Clupeiformes; Engraulidae
Gene: e2f7
Product: E2F transcription factor 7
Exons: 14
Coding region: 149-2755 (868 amino acids)
Biological process (GO): regulation of transcription by RNA polymerase II
Cellular component (GO): RNA polymerase II transcription regulator complex
Molecular function (GO): DNA-binding transcription factor activity, RNA polymerase II-specific; RNA polymerase II cis-regulatory region sequence-specific DNA binding
Source: RefSeq, a predicted model, not a curated record
AAUGAGUAGCAGUGGUCAUCAAGGAGUAUUCUCAGAGAAAGUUUAUUAUAGAGGGAAAAUGUCGUGUUGAGGAGGAACAGUUUUAAGAGUAGCAAUUGAGAAUUUGUUAGUCGUUGUCCAACUUGCUGUGUGACGAGGAACUCUGGUGAUGAUGGAGACUAGUUGUCUGGCCCUAAAGGAUCUAAGUGCACGAAACGCCAGAAUAAACUUUGACGACGAGCCCGGCAGAAAUGACCAGAAGGAGAAUGUAUGUAUUGAGCGAAGAAAAUUGACCCCACACAAAAGCGACGCUUCAUCUUCAACUGUGAACAGCAAACGAGGUUCACAACCACCACUAGCACAACCGCAUUCUGAGUUCAUCCACAUCACCCCCAUCAAGCACUCAGAGAGGGCCCACCCGGGAGAGCCCUGGACCCCCACGGCCAACCUGAAGAUGCUGGUCAACGCGGCCAGUCCGGACAUGAGGGACCGGGAGAUCAGGAAGACCCUCUUCAGGCCCAUGGAGAAUGACGAGGAGAAGCUGGUGGAUCUGGAGGAGGAAGAGGACAUUGAACUGGACGAGUCCUGUCAGUUUGACGUUGCGGAGGAGUGUGGCGAUGACUUUGAGAAGCGGCCCAGCCGGAAGCAGAAGAGCCUGGGCCUGCUGUGCCAGAAGUUCCUGGCCCUCUACCCUGACUACCCAGUAUCCCCCGAGACCAUCAACAUCUCCCUCGACGAGGUGGCAAGCAGCCUGGGCGUGGAGCGCCGGCGCAUCUACGACAUCGUGAACGUGCUGGAGUCCCUGAUGCUGGUGAGCCGCAUGGCCAAGAACCAGUACGUGUGGCACGGCCGCCCGCGCCUCUGCCAGACCCUUCAGGAGCUCCACCAGCAGGGACGCCAGCAGCGGUACCACCUGCACAUGGAGCACACCGCCGCUGGCACCACGAUGGCAUCUACUGGCACGGGAAACGGAGAAGCAAGCGGGGGAGAGGAGAAAAACGCGUCGGCAGGCAGGAGGAAGGACAAGUCCCUGCGCAUCAUGAGCCAGAAGUUUGUCAUGCUCUUCCUGGUGUCCAAGACGCUGACGGUGACCCUGGAGACGGCUGCUAAGAUACUCAUCGAGGAGAGCCAGGACACCGCCAACCACAGCAAGUACAAAACCAAGGUGCGACGUCUGUAUGACAUAGCCAACGUGCUGACCAGCCUGUCCCUCAUCAAGAAGGUGCAUGUGAGGGAGGAGAAGGGUAGGAAACCGGCCUUCAAGUGGAUCGGACCCGCUGACUUCCACACCGCCGAUGAGGAGUCGAUAGCGGUGAGCGGUAUCCCCCUGCCGCCAGCGGACCCCGUGGAGGUCCUCCUCACGUCACCAGCAGCAGCAGCAGCAGCAGCAGCGUCCCCCGCGGUGGGCAUCAGGAGGGAGAGGUUUGGCCGCCACGCCUCCUUCCAGGUGGUGCCCACCUCCACUGCCAACCCCGCCAGGCUCACAUGCUCCGCACCCACUACGCCAAGCAGAGAUCACGCAGGUCAUGGGGUUGAGGCUCUGGACUUCUCUACUAGGAGAACGGGACACAGCGUUGCGGUGUGUCGCCUUCAGUUUGGAGAUGGCCCUGGUUUGCAGACCUCUGUCAACCAGACCCCCACCACUCAACUGCGCUCCCCAGGUCUCACCCCUCUGGCGGUCCCCAUCCCUCACACCGAAGGGGCCUACGCCAUCCCUGCACCCCACCCCUUCCAUCACCCCCAGGCCCAGGCCCAUCCACACCCCCAGGUGGCCUACCUGCCCGGCCUCACCCAGCCCUCCUUCUUCAUGCUCUACGGAGCCCCCCCGCCCACCGGGUCAGCUCAGGGUCAAAGUCCACUCAGGGUUCAAGGGUCGCCCAGAGGUCACCAAGGGACACAGAGAGCAGCGGAGGCUGGAGAGAAGAGGAGGAGGAAGAGCGUUGAAGAGGAGGAGGAGGAGAGGAGUCCACUGAGGAAGCGGGAGAGGCCAGACGUGGAGCAUUCCCCAGGACAGGCCACAGCGGAGGGAACUUGGCAGAGCCCCAGAGCCUCCCCCCAGAGGGAGCGUGUCGGCGUGCCCAGCGGCGAGGCCCUCUGCAGAGAGGAGGGGGAGAGACGCAGCCCCCCUGCUGCUGCUGCUGCUGCUGCUGCGGCUCCACCGCCUGCAUCGCACUACCUCUACGUCCCCCACUCAGCUGCAGGCCUGAACUUCCUCCUGUCUGGCCACUCUCCUGGAGGAGCUGUAACGUUGUCCCCUGGUGGAGGUGUCACCCUCUCCACAGGGGCAUCCGCCACCACAGUCCCCUCCUUGGCCGUACCCUACGUCCUCGUGCCCUCCUCCGCCCUCUCCUCCUACCCCACCGCCACAGCCCUCCUCACGGGUCCCACCAUGGGCUUCAACCUCCCCACCAUGUUCUCCCCGGCUAACUUCGCCGUGGUUAGCCCAGGAGCGUUCACUGUGGCUGGGCCUGCUGAGCUGGUGGGGUCCCCCUCCUCUUCGACGCCGAUGUCUGUUGGUGCCCAGGAGUAUCCGCAGGUGCACGGGCUGACUGUCCCCGCGUCCCCUGCCACCGCACAGAGGCAGCACGACGGGCCACCCUUCUCUGAUCCUCACACCCCUUGCACCCCUAAGGAGGCUGUGUUGCCUGGCUCUAAGGCCUUCUUCCAGACUCCAGGCACGCUGGGAGGGCCAAAAACAACCCCAGUCACCACUGACACCCGUAAGCGUGGGUCUGCCCAGAGGAGACUGGACAUUAGCCAUACUGUGGUCAACUGAAAAGAAUAC